CUUGUUUCUGAACAGAACCACAGGACCAUAUCAUGAAGCUGUUUGUGUUUGCUGCCGUGGUGGCCGUCUGCGCCGCCGCCCCCUCCCAGACGUACGAGGCCCCGCAGGUCCGUGCCUCCCUCCAACCCGUCGCCAGAAUCCUCGAGGAGGACAGCCAGCACGACGGCCAAGAGGGCUUCAGCUUCCGCUUCGUCUCCGACGACGGCAUCGAGCGGCAGGAGCAGGGCUCGGACGGCGCCGUCACCGGCUCGUACAGCUACACGUCACCGGAGGGCUCCGAGAUCGUCGUGAGCUACGUGGCCGACGCGCUGGGCUUCCGUGCCGAGGGCGCGGCGCUGCCGACGGCCGUGCCCACCGAGUAUCCGACGCCUGAGGUGCCGUCGACCGAGGCGGCCCCCGAGGUGCGCACCGUGCAGGGGUACUCGGCUCCGGCCCCCGAGGCCCGCGCCGCCCCCGCCCCCGUGCAGUACGAAAAGGUACUGGUCGGAUAUCAGCCCCGGUAUCAGUAAAGUAGUCAAUCGGACCUCGGUCAGGUACCAUCAUAUCUCACCUUGUUUUUUCCUUGGCCCAAUUAUGAUUGACCCAAAGCUCAAAUUUCCGCGAUACCUUUAGCUUUAAAAAUUUUGUCUCCACUUGAGUGCGUCUAUUUAUCUGUUUAGCUAUGAAUGUGUGCGUAACACGUUGCCGUUCAGAGAGUGCGUGAGGAAUGUUGUGAUGCACUUUCCAUGUGUUCCUGACGUAUGCAUUUGCAGUCCAAAUGAAUGUG
This is a messenger RNA of Pollicipes pollicipes, 766 nucleotides long. RefSeq names its product cuticle protein 3. Gene Ontology annotation, cellular component: chitin-based extracellular matrix. Bases 33 to 509 code for a protein of 158 amino acids. Lineage: Eukaryota; Metazoa; Arthropoda; Thecostraca; Pollicipedomorpha; Pollicipedidae. The transcript has 2 exons. Gene Ontology annotation, molecular function: structural constituent of chitin-based larval cuticle. The record is from RefSeq and is a predicted model, not a curated record.